Messenger RNA from Rotaria sp. Silwood1, 630 nucleotides. The record is from the annotation of a GenBank genome assembly. Lineage: Eukaryota; Metazoa; Rotifera; Eurotatoria; Philodinida; Philodinidae.
AUGGCAUUUCGAUUGGGAUAUUGUUGUAAACCAAAACCAAAUCCAAAGUGGAUAUGGUAUUUUAAAAUAGGACUUCUACAAUAUUCGUGGAUUACACCAAUAUGUUCUGGUAUAGCCGUUGUUUUAAAUUUAGCGAAUGUUUAUAGUAAUGGUCUAUGGAAAUUUAAUCAAGGUUAUCCAUAUAUUACAAUUAUUAUUACUAUUAGUCAAACAUUAGCUCUUUACUUUUUAAUAACGUUCUAUAGUAAUAUGAAAGAUGAAUUGAAACCAUUUCAACCACUGGCAAAAUUUAUUACGAUAAAGCUUCUUGUUUUCUUUAUAUUUUGGCAGUCAGUUCUAAUGAGUGGUCUUGCAGCUGCUGGAGUACUUCGAAAUACUCGAUGCGAUUCUCAAGUUAAUGUCUAUUGUCAUGGUUCAACAACAGGAUUUACAGUUGAACAAGAAAAAAUUUUAUUAGAAAAUAUAUUAAUAUGUGUUGAAAUGUUCUUUUUUUCAAUCGCUCAUCAUUGGAUCUUCAGUUGGAAACCUUAUGCAAAUGGAACGUUCACUAAUAUCAUCGAAUCUCGAUCUAUUCAAAUAAUCAAUAAAAAUAAUGAGAUUGAUGAACAAUUUGCUACAACAUAUUUUUAA